AUGGGUAGAAGAUCAUUUAAUAAACAAGAACAACAUAAAAAAAAAUUAGAAAUUAGUCAAACUAUUAAUUUACCACGUUCGUGGGAUUAUGUCAAAAAAUUUACUCAACCAUUUUUAUAUCCAUUCAAAUUUGAAACUUUAACCAUUAAGCAAUCAGAACUUGGUGAUAUUAAAAUUAAUGCAACUUUAUGGGAUACAGCAAUUGUAAUGUCAAAAUUCUUUGAAAUUGUUAUUGGUAGAGAUGGAUUAAAAGGAAAGAGAAUUAUAGAAUUAGGUGGUGGUGUUGGAUUAACAGGUAUUGUUUUAUCAAAAAUGGGAGCAAAUAUUACAAUUACAGAACAAAAAUCAAUGCAUAGUAUUUUAGAUUUUAAUGUUAGAAAUAAUUUAACAGAUCUAAGUAAAACCAAAGUUUCAGAAUUAUGGUGGGGUGAUGAUUUAACAAAUUCAGAAUAUAAAGCACCUUAUGAUAUGAUCAUUGGUUCAGAUUUAAUCUAUGAAGAUCAUUGUAUUGAUUUACUUUUAAAAUCAUUAUUAGAUUUAUCUUCACAUCAUCCAAAACCAAAAAGUAAAUAUAGUGAUAUCAUUGAACAAAUUGAUGCAAAUAAUGGUGAAAUCCCUCAAGAAUUAUUAGAGAAAUUAAAAUUAGGUGAAAAUGAUGAUAAUAAUGAAGAUAAUGAAGAUAAUGACCAACUUGAUAAUAAUAAUAAUAAUAAUAAUAAUAAUAAUAAUAUUAAAAAUACUACUACUACGACUACUACAACAACAACAACAACUACUACUACUACUAAUACUACCACAACUGAAACAAAUACUGAAACAAAUACUGAAAAUGAUAAUAAAUCAAAGGAAUUAAAUUCAGAAUUAAAUAUAAAAGAAAAAGAAAAGAAAAAGAAAAAGAAAUCAAUUAAAAAGAAAAAAGAAGAUGAUGAAGAUCCAAAAAGUGAAGAUUAUUUAUUUGCAUCAGCAUUACUUGAACCAGCUGAUACUGUUAUUUAUUUAGGUUAUGAAAAUAGACAAAUGUCUGCAGAGUCAAUAUUUUUAAAUAAGGUACAUAAUUAUUUUGAAAUUGAAGAAAUUAAAACUACUCAUUUAAAUCCAGGUUUUGGUGGUGUUGAUAUUAGAAUAUUAAAAAUGAAAAAGAAACUUCAAACUUUAGAAUUAUUAUUAUCAUAUAAUAAAAAAUAA
Dictyostelium discoideum AX4 is the source of this 1185-nucleotide messenger RNA. RefSeq lists its product as hypothetical. The record is from RefSeq and is a predicted model, not a curated record. The transcript is spliced from 2 exons. The coding region runs from base 1 to 1185 and encodes 394 amino acids. Lineage: Eukaryota; Evosea; Eumycetozoa; Dictyosteliales; Dictyosteliaceae.